Molecule: messenger RNA, 7685 nt
Organism: Hylaeus volcanicus
Lineage: Eukaryota; Metazoa; Arthropoda; Insecta; Hymenoptera; Colletidae
Gene: Mi-2
Product: chromodomain-helicase-DNA-binding protein Mi-2 homolog
Exons: 22
Coding region: 240-6164 (1974 amino acids)
Biological process (GO): chromatin remodeling; negative regulation of transcription by RNA polymerase II
Cellular component (GO): chromatin; nucleus
Molecular function (GO): DNA binding; ATP binding; ATP-dependent chromatin remodeler activity
Source: RefSeq, a predicted model, not a curated record
GAACCGACGAAUCGCGUGAAAGAAGAAGCGUACGGCAGUAGGUGCACAUCGGUGCACGGUAUUAGAUGAGAGUGACGGCACGCCGAAACUGUGAAAGAAACGCAAGAAAGCGGCGAAACAACGAACGCGAGCCUCGUUUAAUGUCGCUUUAAUUCCCGUGGCGUGUUCCCUCUCCCGCGAGAGCGAGAUAUCCCGGUGGCGAUCGAGAGCAUUCGUUAUCAAUCCCGUGGUUUUGGAGCAUGGCGUCCGACGAGGAGGUGGACGAGAGCUACGCGGGAGAAGACGAUGUGGAUGAAACCGGAGUUCAAGUUUCAACUGUUGGCCAGCAAGUGGAUGGUUCAUCCGACGCGGAGGAAUCUCAGAGAUUAGAGGAAGAUGACGAUUACGAGCCUGAGGAACGAAAAAAGAAAAAGGGGAAGAAGCGUAAAGCUCGCAGCGAGGAUAAGAAGGGCAAGAAGAAGAAGAAGAAGAAAAAAUCUGAUUCUGGAGAUGAAAGCGACUUUGGAGGCGGCGGCGAAGCAGGUGACAUAGCUGGAGAGGACAGCGACUAUGCUGGUAACAGGAAGAGCAGAAAGUCCUCGUCCAGGAAGUCGUCCAGUCACCCACCACCUGCCCCUCCGAGUCAGGAACCCACAACAGGGAUGCCUACCAUCGAAGAAGUUUGCAAUACUUUCGGGUUGACCGAUGUACAGAUCGAGUACACGGAUGCAGACUUUCAGAAUUUAACUACGUAUAAGUUGUUCCAGCAACACGUCAGACCACUUCUCGCGAAGGAAAAUCCUAAAGUUCCAAUGUCGAAGCUUAUGAUGUUGGUAGCUGCCAAAUGGCGAGACUUCUCCGAACUGAAUCCUCAUACGCAGCCGGAUGCGGAUGUAUCGUCCGCGAACGUGGACGACGACAGCAGAAAUUCGAGGCCGAAUCGCAGCGGCGCGGUGCAAGAAGGCGAAGACGAGGAGGACGACGACGAAGACAGCGACAGGAAGCGAAAGUCGAGGGGAUCCAGGGCGAAGAAAGGAAAGAAAGCUUCCAAAGUACCGACGCUCAAGAUUAAGCUUGGAAAACGUAAACGGGGAAGCUCGGACGAGGAAGCGGAAGGUAGCGGAGUUGGGAGCGACAGAGACUCCGAUAUGGAGUUCGAGCAAAUGCUGGCUGACGCCGAAGAGCCUUCCGGUGCGGACGGGACAAACAAAGGGAACGCUGAAGAAAACGGAGUCGAACCGCCUGCGGAGCCUCCCGUCCGUAGGAAGGCGAAGACUAAAAUUGGAAACAAAACAAAAAAGAAGAAAAAGACGAAGACUACGUCAAAGUUUCCGGACGGAGAGGAAGGUCUCCAGACCGACCAUCAGGAUUAUUGCGAAGUAUGCCAACAAGGUGGAGAAAUUAUAUUGUGCGAUACCUGCCCUAGAGCAUACCACUUGGUGUGUCUAGAGCCAGAGUUGGAAGAAACGCCUGAAGGAAAAUGGAGUUGCCCUCACUGCGAAGGAGAAGGUAUUACAGGUGCAGCCGACGACGACGACGAACACAUGGAAUUCUGUAGAGUAUGUAAAGACGGUGGUGAAUUGCUAUGCUGCGAUAGCUGUACCAGCGCGUAUCACACGCAUUGUUUGAACCCACCGCUCUCGGAUAUCCCUGACGGCGACUGGAAGUGCCCUAGAUGCUCUUGUCCACCUUUACGUGGGAAAGUUGCAAAGAUCUUGACAUGGAGGUGGAAGGAGUAUCCAGAAACACCGUCGGAAGAGCCUUCUACGAGUAAGGCAGCUCCCAAACAACGCAAGAUGCGCGAGUUUUUCGUCAAAUGGGCGGACAUGUCGUAUUGGCACUGCGACUGGAUCACGGAGCUACAGUUUGACGUUUUCCACCCCCUCAUGUUCAGGAAUUAUUCGCGAAAGUACGACAUGGACGAACCUCCUAAAUUAGAGGAACCUUUGGACGAAAGCGAUUCCCGUGUGAAACGGUUGAAAGAACAGGACGGCGCCACCAACAGGGACGACUAUAAUUUGGAAGAACGAUUCUAUCGUUACGGAGUUCGACCAGAGUGGCUCGUGGUGCACCGGGUAAUUAAUCAUCGGUUGUCGAGGGACGGCAGAGCAACCUAUCUCGUUAAAUGGAGAGAGUUAGGAUACGACCAAGCCACGUGGGAGGACGAGCACGAAGAUAUUCCUGGCCUGAAGCAGGCCAUCGAAUAUUAUUUGGAUCUCAGAGCAGCGAACUGUUGCGAUGGUAGCUCCUCUCGCAAGGGCAAGAAGGGUGAGAAGAGUAAAGGUAAAAAGUCGAAGGCUCGUGAGAUAAUCGAUGACGAAGAGAGAACGCCUAAACGGUAUACACCGCCGCCAGAUAAACCUACCACAGAUCUCAAAAAGAAGUACGAACGACAACCGGAGUACUUGGAUCAAACCGGCAUGCAGUUACACCCUUAUCAAUUAGAAGGUUUGAAUUGGUUGAGAUAUUCCUGGGGCCAAGGUAUAGACACCAUUCUGGCAGACGAGAUGGGUCUGGGAAAAACUAUUCAAACUAUCACUUUCCUGUAUUCGUUGUACAAGGAAGGUCAUUGCAAAGGACCCUUCCUCGUAUCCGUUCCCCUCUCGACCAUCAUCAAUUGGGAGCGUGAAUUCGAAACCUGGGCGCCUGACUUCUACUGCGUCACGUAUGUCGGCGACAAGGAUAGCCGUAUCGUGAUACGAGAGAACGAGUUGUCCUUCGAAGAAGGUGCCGUACGCGGUGGUCGAGCCUCGAAGAUUCGAUCGUCUCAAAUUAAAUUCAACGUUCUGCUCACCAGUUACGAGCUCAUCUCUAUCGAUUCCGCAUGCCUGGGAUCGAUAGACUGGGCCGUAUUAGUGGUAGACGAAGCGCACAGGCUGAAAUCUAAUCAGUCAAAGUUCUUCAGAUUAUUGGCGUCCUACAAUAUCGCGUACAAGUUAUUGUUAACCGGUACCCCGCUGCAAAACAACCUGGAAGAACUUUUCCAUCUGCUGAAUUUCCUGUGCCGCGACAAGUUCAACGACUUGGCCACGUUCCAAAACGAGUUCGCCGACAUCUCGAAGGAGGAGCAAGUGAAGAAGCUGCACGAGUUGCUCGGCCCUCACAUGCUGAGGAGAUUGAAAGCCGACGUGUUGAAGAACAUGCCGAGCAAGUCCGAGUUCAUCGUUCGCGUCGAACUGUCUCCCAUGCAGAAGAAAUAUUACAAGUACAUAUUGACGAGGAACUUCGAGGCGUUGAAUCCCAAGGGAGGUGGUCAACAGGUGUCGCUAUUGAACAUCAUGAUGGACCUGAAGAAGUGUUGCAACCAUCCUUACCUAUUCCCAGCUGCGUCUCAGGAGGCGCCUACCGCGCCUAACGGAAGCUACGAGACAUCCGCGUUGAUCAAGGCGGCUGGGAAGCUCGUGCUUUUGAGCAAAAUGUUGAAGAGACUGAGGGACGGCGGGCACAGAGUGCUGAUCUUCUCGCAGAUGACGAAAAUGUUGGACAUCCUCGAGGACUAUCUAGAAGGGGAGGGUUACAAGUACGAGAGAAUCGAUGGCAACAUUACAGGCGCCCAGCGACAAGAGGCUAUAGACAGAUUCAAUGCGCCCGGCGCGCAGCAAUUCGUUUUCCUGCUCUCCACUCGGGCCGGUGGUCUAGGUAUCAACCUGGCAACCGCGGACACCGUCAUCAUCUACGACUCCGAUUGGAACCCGCACAACGACAUCCAAGCGUUCAGUAGAGCUCACAGAAUCGGUCAGGCCAACAAGGUCAUGAUCUACAGAUUCGUUACCCGCAAUUCCGUCGAGGAACGAGUGACGCAGGUAGCGAAACGCAAGAUGAUGCUCACCCACUUGGUCGUCAGACCCGGAAUGGGCGGGAAGGGCGCUAACUUCAGCAAACAGGAACUCGACGACAUCCUGCGGUUCGGUACCGAGGAACUCUUCAAGGAGGAAGAGGGUAAAGAGGACGAGGCCAUCCAUUACGACGACAAGGCUGUCGCUGAAUUGUUGGACAGAAGCAAGGAGGGUAUCGAACAGAAGGAGAACUGGGCCAACGAAUACUUAAGCUCCUUCAAGGUUGCGUCCUACGUGACCAAGGAGGGCGAGACGGAGGAAGAGGCGGACACGGAGAUCAUCAAGCAGGAAGCUGAGAACACGGAUCCCGCUUAUUGGAUCAAACUGUUGAGACACCACUACGAACAGCAGCAGGAAGAUAUCGCUAGAACUCUUGGAAAAGGUAAACGAGUACGGAAGCAGGUGAACUACAACGACGGCGUGGUAACCGGAGACCAAGGGACGAGAGACGAUCAGCCGUGGCAGGAGAACCUGUCCGACUAUAACAGCGAUUUCAGCGCACCGAGCGACGACGACAAAGAGGACGACGACUUCGACGAGAAGGGCGACGGAGACCUGUUGUCUCGCAGAAGUAGGCGAAGAUUGGAGAGGAGAGACGAGAAAGAUCGACCUCUGCCGCCGUUGCUUGCUCGAGUGAACGGAAACAUAGAAGUAUUGGGCUUCAACGCUAGGCAACGAAAGGCAUUCCUCAACGCGAUCAUGCGUUACGGCAUGCCGCCGCAGGACGCGUUCAACUCUCAGUGUAUAUUGUCGCAUUUUAGGCUUGUACGGGAUCUGCGGGGUAAAUCGGAGAAGAACUUCAAGGCGUACGUUUCGCUAUUCAUGCGACACCUCUGCGAGCCCGGCGCUGACAACGCCGAGACGUUCGCCGAUGGCGUGCCAAAGGAAGGUCUCAAUAGACAGCACGUCUUAACCAGAAUCGGCGUGAUGUCGCUGAUCAGGAAGAAGGUACAAGAAUUCGAACAUAUAAACGGAUAUUACUCGAUGCCCGAGAUGAUCCGCAAGCCGGUGGAGCCUGUGAAGCUGGAAGGUGGAGUCGACGGGGCGACCGGCACCAGCAGCACCAGUGCGACACCAGCCACCUCGAACGCACCUAGUCCAAGUCCUGCCGCGACUCCUACUCCAACCUCGGCUCUUAGUAUCACCGUCAGCGAGCUGAACAAACCGAAUUCCGAGGUGUCCGAAGGAAAGGAAAUCAAAGAGGAACAGAAGGACAAGGAAAGUGUCGACAGAAAGGACGCGAUCGAGGAAUCAAAGGACUCCAAGGAGGAAGAGGAGAGUAACGCCGAGAAAGAUAAGGACAAAGACGACGUAAAGAAAGAAGACGUCGAGGCGGAAGGAACGGAGAAGGAGAAAGACAAGUCUGAUGCAAAGGAUGAGAGAUCGGCGACGAAACACGACGAGAAGACGGAAAGUAGCGAAAAUAAAACGAAAGUAGAGUCCGAGGAGGAUGUUGUCAUAGUUAAAGACGACGAGGAGGAAGCUGAAAAGCGAGAGGACAAAGAUGUCAAAGACAAAGACGUCGCCAAGGACUGCGACACGGAGGUGAUAAAGCCUAAACGUAAGUUCAUGUUCAAUAUCGCCGAUGGUGGAUUCACGGAAUUGCACACGUUAUGGCUGAACGAAGAGAAAGCCGCGGUACCUGGCCGUGAAUAUGAAAUAUGGCAUCGAAGACACGACUACUGGCUGCUGGCUGGUAUCGUCACGCACGGCUACGGUCGCUGGCAGGACAUUCAGAACGAUAUCAGGUUCGCGAUAAUAAACGAACCUUUCAAAAUGGAUGUGGGCAAGGGUAACUUCUUAGAGAUAAAAAAUAAAUUCCUGGCUCGACGCUUCAAGCUGUUGGAGCAGGCGUUAGUGAUAGAAGAGCAGUUGAGAAGAGCCGCGUACCUGAACUUAACGCAGGACCCUAACCAUCCUGCGAUGAGCCUGAAUGCAAGAUUUGCCGAAGUCGAGUGCCUUGCUGAAUCGCAUCAACAUCUUAGCAAAGAGAGCCUUGCCGGCAAUAAGCCAGCAAACGCUGUGUUGCAUAAGGUACUAAAUCAAUUGGAAGAGCUACUGUCCGAUAUGAAGUCAGACGUGAGCCGCUUACCAGCAACUCUAGCUCGCAUUCCACCCGUUGCUCAAAGACUUCAGAUGUCGGAGAGGUCGAUAUUGAGUCGACUGGCGGCCACGGCACCCGGUGGUAGCAGUUCACAGUCGGGUCAAGCGGCCCUGCUGGCGCAGCAAUUCCCUGCUGGCUUCUCCGGCGGACAGUUACCCGCUACUUUCGCUGGCGCUGCCAAUUUCGGUAACUUUAGACCGCAAUACUCAGUACCGGGUCAACCACCGCAAGGAUUCACAGCUUGAAGAGCAAAACAUUGACGAACAGUGGCUCAAACGAGAGAACUCAAAAUGGCGCCGAUUGCACCACCUUGACGCGCAAUCGUGCGGCGCUGUAUUAUUUUUCGUAAAUUACGAUUUUUAGCCGAAUUUUCAUUAAAGAGAAGACGCUAAGGGUUAAAAAAAAAAGUGUUACAAAAAAAGAAAAAAAGAAGCAGACACGUUUACGCGUGCGUAAAUAUUUUACAUCUAAAUCACAUUACUCCCUGUAUUUAUUACAUAUACAAUUGGCGUCCGACAUCGAAGUUUUCAUGUCCCUCUUUUUGUAUUUAUACAUACGGUCUCUGUGGAGAACAGCGUAAAUUAUUUUCUCGAGACGAAUCAAGAGCAUGAUUUCUAUUUCUUCAUUGGCCGGUGUAUCGUAAACGUAACGAUAAGUACAUUUUACUUAAAAAAAGAAAAAAAAAAGGAAAACUUAUUUAAGAAACGAAUAGUUUUACGUCGUGGAUCUACGUGUGCAGUUUAUCAUGUGGUAGGCUGAUUCGAGCGGUCGUUCGCAUAAUUUAUUCGCAACGUUUCAUUUUUUUUAUUUCUGAUUUACAUUUCACGCAGAAAAGACUCGAUUUAGUCGAAUUUGCGAAACUAGUGGUUUUUUUUUUCUUUUCAUUUGAAUCGCAUGCUCGCAUGGAUUAUCGAAAAUACAAUGAUGAACAAUGGCAAUCAUUUUAGUUAAGACUGACGUUGCAUAUUGUAUCCAAGAGAAUUCAUUUUCGUACGUAAUACACACGCUACUGUAAUGCAUGGGUUUACAAGAGCGAGAACUCGAUGGCGAUGUUGUUGAUUUUCUGUUCAAUCUUCUAAACCGAGUCCCAAGAUACUGAAUCGUACGAACUUGUGGAGAGCAGUGGCACAAAAAAAGUCUGUUUGAUACUUAAAUAAUGCAACAAUGCACACAGUACAUGAACUAUAAUAUAUAUAUAUAUAUAUUACAUAUACGUAAUUCGAUUUUGCAGGGAUCGGUCGUUCGGCUCCGAAUUCGUCACGGGCGAACACCGUCAAAGUAAAUAGGACUUAGAUUCAAAUUUGAUAUAAUCUUUGUACAUACUGUCGUUACAUUCUACUUGCACCAUAUGUCAGAACACAUACACGCAUACACGAGUAUCAUAGUAAUUCAUAAGCUAGGACGGAUGUGUGACACGCCCCAUGCAUUAUACUAGUAAAUAAACGACUAAAUGUAAUUACGAGACAGAAAACCAUUAACCGAUCUUUCAGUAAGCGUAUCGACGUUUAAUCUUUUUUUUACCCCGAAUUCGAGAACACUGGAGCAUUUUUUAUUUUCGUCUUUACCAAUUUCGCCAAAUUAUUGCGUUGGCACACGAUACGUUUUUAAGGGUAAUUUUAGGACUUAGCUAAGGAAUUCAAGUGAGAGUGUGGAAAGAGUGAGAGAGAAAGGGAGCAUGAGUGAUAAAAGUAAAAAGUACCACGGAAAACCGUUUGUUGUAUGUAUUAAUUCUGCUGGAAUAAAUUAAUAAUAAUUAGAAACUAAAA